AUGACGGCCUCUGAGAGGGAGAUGCUCGCGGAAGACCUGGAGCUGUUCGUUGCGGAAAUCCCCGAUCACAUCGUCGAGCUCUUGAAGAAGCAGAGCUGCGCCACCCGCCCCGGCGAAAUCGAGAUCGACGUCCACGCGUUGGACGACGCCGCCGCCGUCGAGUUACAGGAGCAGGUUAACAAGUUCGCUCGAGAGAAGAGGGCGGCGAAUCCGUCGACGCAAGAACGGCACCAAGACGGCCCUACGGUGAUGGCCGAAGAGGAAGAGGAGGACGAAGAAGUUGACAUCUGUGGCGGCGUCUCCCCCUUAGCGAUCGUGCCGCAACCUCUGCCGCAAGAACGGCACCAAGACGACCCUAAGGCCAUGGUCGAAGAGGAGGAAGAUGUUGACAUCUGCGGUGGCAUCUCCCCGUUACUGAUCGUGCUGGCACCUCUGCUGCUCGUCGAAGAUGAAACCGCCAACGGCAGCCCUAGCUCCAGCAGCAGCAGUUCAGAUACUGAUUCCAGCGACAGCGAUUCAGACACUGAUUCCGGCAGCACCGACUCAGGUUCAGAGCACUCCGGCGGCAGUGACUCAGAUUCUGAUUCCGACGAGAUCGGCAACAGUCCAGCACCGGCCAUCACACCUCCAACAUGUGAGCAGCUCGCCCGUGCUCUGGAAAGGCAGCGAAAGGAGGCCACGUCCCGGGCGAGGGAGAAGGCCCGUCAGGAGCUGCUCCAGAUGGAGAAGACGGCAAUGCCCGACGAUACCCUACACCGAGAGGAUCGGAAGAGGCUCGGCAUUGAUGAGUACAACACGGCGAAGCCCAACAACUUGUUGCGGCAGAUUGGACUCUACCUCAAGCUUGACGACUACUACUGGAAGCAGCAACGCCGUCAACGAGGAUUUAGAGGAAGGGGAGAUUCGGUCGUGAUAGUCGUUGCUAGCAAGGUGUUAUAG
Molecule: messenger RNA, 939 nt
Organism: Aegilops tauschii subsp. strangulata
Lineage: Eukaryota; Viridiplantae; Streptophyta; Magnoliopsida; Poales; Poaceae
Source: RefSeq, a predicted model, not a curated record